AAUUGUUGGCCCUUCCGGUUGGAUAAAGGCACCUCAGCAGAAAACAAACAAAAGAUUCCUUGUCAACACUCUCAGGCAUGCAGUGACCUCUAACAAAUACCACACUUCACGGAACAGUAGCAGAACUUCACACAACAAAUCUCCAAAAUAUGAAAGAAAACCAGAACUCCCUAUCAAAAAAGACAGAACUAAAAGAAAAUAAUAUAAUGGAAGAAUAUGAUGUUGAAAGUAAAAUUAAAAUAAUAUUAGAUUGUAACAAAACAUGGACAAUCAAAGAAAAAAUGCCAUUACUGUUAGAAGAAAUAGAGAAGUUAAAAAAUGACAUGAAAAUAUUCCUGAGUAACACAGAUUUUGAAAUCCCAGCUAUACUUGAUGAGGCUGCAAGCUUACGUGAAGAGAGCCAGGAGCUCAUUGAGGAAAUGAAGGCAUGCCAGUCAGAAAUAGAAAAUGAGACAAUGGCAGAAAUACUAGAAACCAUUGAAAAUCAUGAUAAAAUUGCCAAAGAAUUAGAAACUGUCAAAUUCUCUUGGCUCAUAGUCUAUUCAGUGAUCCAAUGUGGAAAUUAUAUUAAAAUUUAUGAAGAAGGCAAGGAGGCAAAGAGUUACUCGCAGUCAGUGGAUGCUCUUUGUGAACUGUUAUGCCAUUUAAAUCAGCCAGUGGAAGGUUUCGAAAAAUUAGACUUAUACACUCAAACAAAAAGCAAUUAUCAGUUGAUUUUUGAUAAACUAUGUCAAGAUUUAUACGAUGAAUGGGAUAAAAUGAUCUCUCACACAACUAAAUCAGAUAGCCGCAAGACAAUUAUUAUUUUAAAUUUAUCAUUACAAAAUACAAGGCAUUACUUUGAUAUUUUAAACGCUUUAUACAAAAGCCAAAAGCUAUCUGACAAAUGUGCAGAAUUUGCAGUUUUCAUUUUGAAGGAGGUUAUUUUACCUGUAAUUAAAAAUGAAUCUUCAGUUGAGUGUGAGUCUGCUGAAGUGAUGACUGUAUCGAUAAACCACAACAAACCAUGUUCUAGGCCCAAUUUUAGAGAAACAAUUUCCAAGAUGAAGACACUGUUGAGUUUUAUCAACACUAAGUUUGGAGUACAAUUCACAAAUGGCAGGACUUUAAUGGGCAUGUUUGGCAAACUGAUCAAUAUUGAUUUUUGUAACUUCAUGGUUAACGAAUGUUUCAUACGUACAAUACCCAAUAAUCUUAGCGACUUGCAAUCUUAUUAUCUAGUAACUGCAGAAAUACAAGAGUUUCAGCGAUUUAUAAAACAACUAGGCUUGUAUACAGAGGGUGAAACAUUGCCCCUACUUAGUUAUAUGGAGAAUAUAGAUGUACUAUUUGCUAACAGUUCGAGUCAGUAUUUCCUAGACACAGCUCGGACUAUAAUGCUUAAGGAUUUAAAUGUUACGAUGUCAAUAGGCCUCGAGAAAAUACCAGAAGAACCACAAGAAGCAAAACCUGCUGGUGUAGCAUAUGUUUAUAUGGAAGAAGCACUGGAUUUAUUUGAAAAGACAAUACCAAAUAGUUUAUAUUAUUUUCCUCGGUGUCUAAUAUCUUGCACAGCGCAAGAGCUCUUGGAUUUAGUUUAUGUGAUGAUGGAGCAAGCAGUGCAAUGCUCGGAGGUGGUGAGCAAGAAACUGUACCAUACAGCGAGACUUACUUUUGAACUAUAUGAUGCAGUCGUACCAUACCAUAAUGAGAAUUAUUUGCUGACAAUCCCUCACUUUGUUGCUCUAUUUCAUAACAACUGCAUGUAUUUGGCGCACAAUCUGCAAACGUUGGGCGACAAAUGGCUCAAUCUGAUGGAAGGCCGCAUGUUGGAUUACGCCAUCGGCUUCUUGGACCUAGUGCAGAAGAUCAGGGAGCUGGGCUAUCGGCACCUCGCUAUACAUAUGCAGCAGCAGAGAAAACAAAUACUUGACAAUAUACGCUCUUCUGAUUUAAACUGCAUUGUGGUCAAAGACGUGCUGGAUGAGAAUGCUGAAGCGGCGGUGAGGCAAUGUUUGCGGCAGCUAUUAGCGUUGAAGAAUGUGUGGAUUGGUGUCUUUCCUUCUAAUGUCUUUACUAAGCUAAUAGCAACACUAGUCAAUAUGUUUGUGGAUGAACUCAUACACAGAGUGUGCACAGUAGAAGACAUAUCCAUGGAGAUGGCAACUCAGCUCACUGAAAUGUACACACUUGUUGUUCAGAAAGCACCACAGCUAUUUAUUACACCAACAGACGUGGAUAAGUACGUGAAGUCAUGGAUAAAACUGCAAGAGUUGAUCUUCGUUCUCAGCGGCUCCUUGAAGGACAUUGAGAACCACUGGAACGAGGGCACGGGUCCUCUCGCCGUUCACUUCAAGGUCGACGAGCUCCGAAGCCUCAUCAAAGCACUGUUCCAAAACACGCAGUUUCGCGCCAGCUUACUUUCAAAGAUAAAAUAAAAAUAAGUCAGUGUUAUGUGUAGUCUGUGUAAUAUUAAUAGGUAAUCAAAUAUAUUACCGAAUUUAUGUGUUUAAUGGU
This is a messenger RNA of Bicyclus anynana (squinting bush brown), 2496 nucleotides long. It is a transcript of the gene Zw10, whose product is annotated as centromere/kinetochore protein zw10 homolog. Bases 150 to 2417 code for a protein of 755 amino acids. Gene Ontology annotation, cellular component: RZZ complex. Gene Ontology annotation, biological process: mitotic spindle assembly checkpoint signaling; endoplasmic reticulum to Golgi vesicle-mediated transport. NCBI's taxonomy places the organism in Eukaryota, Metazoa, Arthropoda, Insecta, Lepidoptera, Nymphalidae. The transcript has 5 exons. The record is from RefSeq and is a predicted model, not a curated record.